GAUGAUAGAUGUUCUCUGGGGGUUUGAGGGGAAGCGAGACAGAGACAGAAACAAGAGAGAGACUUUCAGGAGUAAAUCCAAAGAAUACAAAAUACAUGGAGAACCGUUUAGGUACAGAGCCACACAUAGCAACGAAGGAAUGAGAGUGUGAGAAAUAGUCUUAUUCAGGGAAGUGGGCACCAAUUAGUUAAGCAAUUUCAAAUGGUCAGUCCUAAAAACACACAGGAGUAACAUUAUAUGGACUGAGCAGGAUAAACACACACACACACACACACACACACACACACACACACACACACACAUUAAAUAUAUGUAUACAUGCAACAAUUAAUGAAAAAGGGCCAUGGAUUAGAAAGAGAGCAAGACGAAUAUAUUGGAGGCUAAAGAGGAAGGAAAGGGAAUGAGGAAAUGAUGUAAUUAUAUUACAAUCUCAAAAAGAAAAAAAAUUGUUUCAGAAAGGCUCAGAGCUAUAAAACAGAGCAUGUAGAAAACAUCCAACAAUCAAUGAUUGUUCAUUUCUUCCAUGUUGCCUCAAUUGUGCUUUCUGGAAAUUUAUCCCUUUCUUCCUCAACAGCACUUUAAAGGGAGAUUGCAAAUACAUGAAUAAGGUCUUGGUAGGUAUCCAAUUGUGUCAGUAGGAAAAGCAACAAAGAUGCAUUUGGGAAAAAAAUUAAAGGACAUGAUACUCUACUUCUCUACCUUAAGUGUGUAUUUGUAAGCUAUUCUAGUUCCCUACCUUAAAUCUUUAUUUUUAUAAACACCACGCUAAGAACAAAGUGCACAACUAUAAUGACGUAACUGUUAGAUAUCAUGCACGGGUUGUUUUCCUGCCAGAAUUUUUCUUACAAUAUGGAAAAGGCAGUCUGGAGUGUUUUAUCAGUCAAUAUAGACUACUCUUGUUUGUUUUGAAUAAUUUUAGAACCUCGUAAAAUUAUUUUAGGCUUGUGCAUUGUAUUUUUAAGUCACAGUAACUAUGACUCAAUUUUUCACCUCACUAGCUCUCCCUUUAUUCUUGUGUUUUAUAAACUAUUUUCCAUAUUAUUGUAACUUCAUAAUGUACAAGCAAUAGAGAAUAUAACUGCAAUGGAUUUCUUAGUUUAUUUAGAUUAUUUAUGUUUUUGUAUAUUCAUUGUACAUAGUACUGUGCUACAUAAUAACAUUUUUCAUAAAAGAGUAUAUUAUAUCUCAAGCGAAACCCUUAAUUUCAUUUUUCAUUUGAUUUUUAUCAAAGACGUUUCAUGAUUUUCCUAGAUAGGAAGCCUUAUAGGUUAUCAUUUUUCUUUUGGGUAUAACUCUUCAUUACUUGACCUCUUAAGGCCAUAAGAAUAACAUGAAAAUAGGACAUUCAUCGACAUAAAAUUAUUUUGAGAAAAAAUCAACUUUGCUCACUAUCAAUUCAUUCAAGGUUCUGCACAAUUUUAUCCUCCUUUCUGUUUUCAGAAGAUAUUCCACUUAUGUUACUUCUUGCCAAAUCAAGUUUUAACUUCUUUUGUGUGUCUCUUCCUAACACUAUUUCAGUUAUACCUACCAACUUCUAUGCACAUGUCAGUUCCUAGUUCCAGAUGAAGGUCUUCCAAGCAGCACUGUCAGUCACUGAACAUCCCUCCUGAAACCCUCAGUUGCUUUGUUUGUAACCAUGUAAAUUUAUGCGUGAGCCCAUUCCACAGAGCAGACAUGUUCUAAAAGAAGAGGGGAAAUGCUUAGCUGAGAGAAUAAGGAGUUCCAGAAAUAAUAGAUUCUGAAAAUGAAUCUUGGAAUCCAAGGUCAAAUAUCAGAUGUGAGUGCUUUGCCCAGGGCUAAUGGAUACUAAAGUGUGUCACUGCAGCAGGAAAUGAUAUCAGCCUAAACUGGGACCUAGGGAUCCCUAUAUUCCUAAUAGGGCAAUUAUCACCAGGCAUGAGAGUGACCAAGAGCAAAAUCUUCUGGGAACCUGCAUUGUGAUCACUACUUCUGCACAGUUAGGUCUUUACUAUGAGAUGUUUCCAGGCUGUCAAGUCACAUUCUUGACUAGGAUUCUAAAGAAAAUGAAAAUAAAUUUCUCACUCUGAGCAAGUCAAGAUUAAAGACCUGAUUCUGAUGAAGUAAUUGCCUUUAUUGACAUAAUCUGUAGUCUGCAUAUAAUCGGAACAUAAUUUAAAGGUCCCCUAACCUGAAUAUAGCUGAAUAUAUUGUCACAGGGAUGGAUUUUCACAUGUAGAGACUGUUGGAGAGAAGUAAGUGGUUAUUCUGACAGUGUUAUCCACGUUUUUCAAUUUUUAUAAAAGGUUCUGUGGUCAAUAAGUUGGAGAGGCCUCACAUAUAAAGAUCUUAAAAACUCACAAAGUUCAUUGGUAGUUCUUUCAAAUUUACAAGGCAAAGCACACAGGCUAGAGUUGCUUGAGAAUACUUUCUCCCAAUUCAUUCGCCUAAAAGCCUUUUCUUGGGUAUUAUGUCUUGAUAACGUAUAUAAGCAAGAUAUUAGGACAAAUGCAGAGAGACAUCAUGAAUGAAGCAUUCAUUUAAGAAUAGAGAGGGCAAAGGCUUGUUGACAUUAGCCAUAAAUCAAUCACAGCAAAUAAACAUACAAACAGUACGGGUUUCAUGAAGAAUAUGGACAUGAACAUAGAUAAUUCUCUUGGUGAUAACUUUCAGAAGAUCUGAAAAAGGAGGCUAGGUUCAUUCUGUGCCAUAUCUAAAAAGAAACUGAAAAUUUCUUAUAUUACAUUAUAAAAUUUUAUAUUAUAAAAUAUAUAUAAACUGCUGUGCUGACCCUGUCUUUAUGCCUCCAGAGCAGGGUUGGAACAUCAUUAGAUCAGUGUUAUAUAGGGUCCAAGUUAGCAUUAAGUCUUUAAUGCAAAAAUGCUUUUAAAUAAGCUAUUAGACACUAAAAAAUUUUGACUCAUUAAACAAUAGCUGUUAGAUAUGCUGCUGGUGCCCUGGGUUCUUGAGUGAAAAACUAUACUGGCAAGUUUAAUGUCAACUAGACACAAGCUAUAGUUAUUGGGAAGAGAUAUCCUCUAUUGAGAAAAUGAGUCUACCAGAUUAACUCUGGACAAACCUGUUCUUUAUUUUCUUGAUUAAUUGAUGUGGGAAGAUCCAUCACUUUAUGAGUGUUGUCACCUCUUGACUGGUGGUCCUGGGUACAGACUGAGCAAGCCACGAUUGAGCAAGCCAGUAAGCAGCAGUCCCUAAUGGCCCCCUGAAUCAACUCUUAUUUACAGAUUCUUGCUUUGCAUUCCUUCCCUGAAUUGCCUGGAUGAUGUACUGACAAAAAUUGUAGGAUGAAAUAAACCUCUUCUUCCCCAUGUUGCUGAUGAUCCUGGUGUUUAAUUUUAACACUAGGAACCUAACUAAGACAAAGAAUUUAAGCCGUGCAACCAACUGGAUAGCUAUCAUGUCAAAAACAGAUGCUGCAAACACUGAUGGCUUGAAGCCACAGAAAAACUACAUCUGCUCACUCUUGAAGUAGAAUAUCAGCUCCAGAAAGGACUCUGUCAGACGUAGCUGUCUCAAACAAUUUAAGUCAGACCUUCAGAUCAGAAGACUUGAUAAACUUCAGAUACUAUUCGUUCUUAGAUGUUCUCAAUUAAGGCCAUGGUGGAGAGCCCUUCCCUGUCAGCCUAACAGAAGUCUCAUGAUUAAUUCAAAAUCAGUUCUUCCUAUGUAAGGUCCAUCUCAGAAUUUCCUCUCAGGACUGCAUUUGUGUGUUGGUGAAAAUUUGUGAAAGUUGUAUGUUCUCUUGAAUUUAAUUGUAGGAACUUUCAAAUUUACUUCCUGGUCUUUUCAAUGAGUGACUAGUCUCUCAAAAGUUUCUUGUUGGAUGCCAAGUGAUUUUGCAGUCUCUGUACUCUCCUUCUUCUGAUUUCUAGUUUGAUUAUACUAUUAUGUGAUAUAAUAAAAUGAAUUAAUUUUAUUCUUCUAUGGCCCUAUUUACCUUAUGUCAUAAUAUGCCAAUGUCCUAGAAACAAAAGCUGUCAAAACUGUUCAAUGUAGAAACACAAGAUCUGAAUUUUCCUAAAAAUAGUUGUGUAGACUAAAUCAGUGCUCAUGCUAUAUAAUCCUGGAACAGAUGAGGUUUUUGUGGGUCCUGUUGCAUACUAGUGGUCUCAGGGUGCUCAGAGAAGCUAGGGACCAGGGUUUCAGGUGGUGGUGGGUUUGGUUGGUAUAAAAAUCUCAGGAAAUUGUAUCAGAACCAAAAUGACAGAGCUGGUUUGCAUAGGUCAAGGCAGGGUAAAGGGGAAGAAAAAGGAAAAGGGACAAAAUGCACUUAAUUUACCUAUGCAGACCUGAUUGAAGACAGGCAAAUGUUAAUGACAAACCAAACACAAAAGCUCUCUGGAGGAGGCAGGAACUUUCCAAGCCUAUCAGUUAGACUGACAGAGGGCAUCAUAUUAUUUCUGAGUAGCCUGUUCACUGGUAGGAAAACAGAAGCCUAACUGAUGCUACCAUGACAUGGCCUUAGUCUAUAUGGGGUUGAGUAGGCCCAAGCCUUAUUUGCGUAGAGAGUGAGCCCACCCUUGCCAUGCUUUCAGGAAGGUGUCUGGGGUAUGGGCAUCACUCUAAGAUUCCUUCAUCUGACUUGAGAACCCAAAUUUUUGGUGGAUUCUUCCAACCACUUAAUAAAGGAUAAAUAUUAACCCUCAAAUGCUUCCAAACGAUUGGAGAACAUGGACCACCACCCUCUCUUUCUGUUGUCCAGAUCAGGUCAAUAUUAUCUCCUUUGGCGAGGCCAAACAGACCUCUCAUGAGAAUAAAACUUAAACCAACAUCACUGUAGCAAAGAUGAAGCAAUAACAACAAAAAUCAUCUACCACACAAUAAUAGGGACAGAAUACAGAAGAAUAGUAGAACAAUUUACAAACUAUGUGAUUUUUAUUAGAAAUCAGUAUGUGUAUAUAUCAGUAACAUAAUUAUUACAGAUGAUGAAAAAUUCAUUUCAUAAAAUCCAAAAUAUUUUCAUGAUUUAAAAAAAAUGAUAACUUAGUAACAGAAAGAAACAACCAGCACCAACAGCAAACCCACAGUGUGAUGAAACAUACUACGUUGUGACUGAGAACUUUACUCAGCUAUCACUAACAAGGUAGGAAUAGAAUAUUCAUCACCUUAGAAACUCAGAGUGCCUAGGCAUGAACAACUGCUGUGGUUUAUAAGACUUAUUCUCCAGGAGACCAUAUGUUGGAUCCUUGUCAUCAGUGUAGCAAUUUUGAUUCAAUAGAGGAUCAUUUUAUUGGAAUACCUCCUUGUGGAUGGAAUGAUUCAGAUGUUCUGUGACAGAACUAUUUCUCAGGAGAAAGGGUUGUUGCAGAAUUUAGCUCUUCUGCACAGAGCUAUUGUCCUAUCCAUAAGGACUCUCAGGAGGGCAAUGAGAAGCAAUGAGAAGCCUCCUGCAACUCACCAGUGAGAAGACAUGGUGAGUCUCCUGGGGAGAGUGAGAGGACAAGGACUCAGAAGACAGAACAAUUUUUGUGUAAUAUGUUCAUAGCUCAUAGUUUUCCAGGAAAGGAGAAUAUGCAUAUAAUGGGAAUAGUAAAGUCAGUGUGUGUGUGUGUGUGUGUGUGUGUGUGUGUGUGUGUGUGUGAUACUGGAUACUAUCUUGAAGGACAUGUUGCUCUCUCAUGAGACGUACAAUCUUCUUGAUGUCAGGCAUAGUUUCUGUCUGCAACCAAAGCUUUUCAAUACAAUGUAGAGAUGAAUAUGGAGAUAGUGUGGGUUCCCUGUAUGCUGUAAGGUGAGGAUGAACUGAAACCCAGGAGUGGCUAAUCAGAAUUAGAAACCACUUUAUUAUCUCUUCAUAUACUGUAAUUUGAGGUAAGUGCCACAAUUAAUUUAUUAAGUGUAGGCCGGGGAAAAGUGAACUGAAGUAUAUACAAGGACAUCAGAUACUCAAAACAUUUUUCUGUUCCUGAUAUUCUAAUUAGCUAUUGUCUCUUUCUUUGAGUGCUAUUAAAAUUUAUGCAGACUCCUUCAUCCCUCUCAGAAAACUGCUAUGUAUUGUAUUAAUGGUUUAUUUCAUAGUAAAUUAGAAUUCACUUAUUACUGUAAUACUCAGGUUAUGCAGUGUAUUGUAAUCUAGUCAAGUGAUCUCACUUGUGUUUCUGUUGUGUUGAGCUAAAGUGUCACUCAGCUGCAUAAAUGAUACUAGGUGAGUGAACGUAGAGAAACUGGGAAGUUAGGGGUGAGCCUUCUGAUAAUCUUUUCUGAAGCAAUGUACACAAGUUAUGUGUGCUGAUAAAGAAUUUUAGAAGUAGUCACCAUAUAAUAGUGAAUAUGAACACUUCCUGAGAGUUUCUAUAGACAAACACUGCAGUAUUUCAGAAACAUUUUCUAACAGUGUGAGGUGUCCUUAAAAGAUCAAAAAAGGUACUGAACCUACUAGUGAACAUUUCUACCCUUUUGACACCAGGGGAAAACAGUGGGUUUUUUUUUCCACUAUACCAUUCACAAAACAAAGAGCUAUGUAGAGUGUGCUCCAGACUAUGUAAGGUAUCAUGCUAAGCCAAGAUAGUAAGAUAUUUUGCGUCAUCUCUUGCAUAUGUACAGUUGCCCAAAAACCACACCUUGUGAUAAAAACCUUCAGAAUCUUACUAGUGCUUAGUGCAUACUUGACUUUUAUAACACUAAAGCUCUAUGUAUAAAAUAGAACUGAUUGUUGAUAGGAAACCAGUUCAUACAGCUCAACUAGAAAGAUGGUGAGGAUUACAUCAUAUGGUGCUAACAAGGAAAUAAUGAGCCCAAAUUUUAGGUCAAGAAAAUGUAAGAGGUGAUAGGCAGAUGGGACUUCUACUUCAGAGUGUUGUGACACUUUUUUCAAGAAUCUUGAUACUCUUUCUGAGUAAAUCAUUCUUAUUACACAAAUUGAAAUGAAAAUAUAACAUUCUGGGUCCAAGGUGAGUUUCAGAAAGUUUAACUGAGAGAGGCAAGACCACACUCUCUAACUAGCAGCUAUCUCUACAAAUGCAGAGACUACUAAUGAAUUACAAGGUGCUUAAAAAAUAUUUCGGAUUGAAAAUUAGCCAUUUGCUCUGUUGGCUUUUUAGGGGGGUUGUUUAUUUGUUUUUUGUUUUGUUUUAAUUUAAUAUUGUACUGAGGAAUGUUUCUAGUACAUUAAAAAUAAGUAUAAAAUGAAUCACAAGAGAAUUAUCAGCAUUUCAGCAUUUUUUUUACAAGAGUGGAGUCCACUGAGAGGCCCAGUAAGUACAACAGAUUUCCUGCUUCAUACUUGUCAGAGCCUUAAGUCAGUCCUGUGUUCUCUAUCCUUAUAUUUUUAAAACUUCUGCCUGAAUGGGUGCAUAUCUAAUAUAAUAGGUCCAAUAAGCUAUUAUAUACAUCUAUAUCCCCCUAGGAUAAAAAUUAUGUAUGGUUUUUGUUUUGUUUUUUUUUUGUUUGUUUGUUCUUUGUUUUCCAUUACCCCCGAUAGCAAAAUAAUCUUGUGAUCAAUUAAUGAAUAGAAACAAAUAGUGUGGAUUAUGGUGUGAAAUUGCCCAAAUUAGAGUGUACACAAAGGUAAAUCUAAAGUGGUUGUGGGUAGACACACAUACAUGUUCAUGUCCUGUGUAGCUGAUAAGCAUUCAGCACCUGAUCAACUUAAGUAAUUUAGGAAAUUAACUUAAUUCUCACUACAGCAACCUCAUGGGGAAUACAUUUUUCCCAGUUCCUUUUAUAAGUGACCAAAUGGAGAAACAGAGUGUGAACAAAUGCUGUUGUCCUGUAUCGCUGUUUAUACUAACAUUGAAACUCAUACACAAUCUCCCAAGAGUGAUCCCUUGCUCUACUCUAUUGUGCUUCUCUGAGUGUGUGUUUCUGCAUGAAUAUACAGGCACAUGUAUGCAUUUUCAUGUCUUAUAUGUGUUUAUAAACAUAGCAUGUUUAUUUAUAAUAAUUUUGAAAUACUGAAGCCCACAUUUGAUUUGUGGAUCAAACAUGAGCUGAUAUAGUCACAUACAAUAUAACAUAACCUGGUGAUAUUUCAUUAUAUCAAGUAAAGAGAGGGAGGGUCUAACAGGCUGGUGAUAUCUCCUAUUCCACCUUGUCAGGAUAAUAUGGUGCAUUCAGAUUUUUGACAAAUAAACCAAACUUCAGCAAAGACACAUACACCCCACAAACAGUAAGGGUUAUUUGGAAGGGAAAAUUAUCAGACUGGAAGAAAAAUAAGUUUGCUCCAUCUCCAAUUUUUGAGGGACAUGAGACUGAACUUCAGAGGAUAUAAUGGGAAGGGACAGGCAGAAUACCUAAGGAGUCAGAGUUAGCUAAACACUGGAACUUCUCAUUACAUGAGAACUCAUGGAUUGGUAAAGAUGGCAAACAUAAUGAUAAGAACAUUGAAAUCCAUACUUAGUCUCUGUAUAAGGCAACAAUGUGAAAGAAAUGAGAAGUAGUCACCACCAGAGUGUGAAAAACAGAGUGUAACUGUAGGCCGAAGAGGUGGAUGAUUUACAGAAAAUAGACAAAGCUAUGCUAGAACUUAAGAGGUUUUUUUUUUUCAUGAAAGCAAUCAAGGAAGCACACGGUAGCUGCCCUGUGAGAAAAUGAGCAAAGAGAAACGAAGUGCAUAGAUACUAUGUGUACAGAAAUACAGGUAGUGUGAUGGGGCUGUCAUGUAAGAUCUGUUGAGAUGGAAGGUUCAGAAGAAGUGUCUAUCAAGCUAGGCACCAUAGCCUGCUCCUAGAUUUCCAACACUCAAAAGAUUGAGGCAGGGAAAUUAUGAAUUUUUAGUUAGCCUGGACUACAUACCAAGACCCAAUCUCUUCUACUCUAAAAAAGAAUAAAAAUAAAAAAUAAAAGAUUCUUUAUUCAACUCAGUGGCCUGACUCAUAGAAUAUCAGGAAUAAUAUUAAGAAAACAGAAAUUUUUAUUGGAUAUCUUUUAUUUAAAUUUCAAAUGUUAUUUCCUUUCCCAGUUUCCUUUCCAUAACCCCCCUAUCCCAUCCCCCUCCCUUUCUUCUAUAAGGGUGUUCCUCCUCCCCUUCUUCCAAAAGGGUGCUCCCCCUCCCCAACCACCCACCUUUCCACCUCCCCUCCCUAACCUUCCCCUAUAUUGGGGUGUCUAGCCUUGGCAGGACCAAGUGUUUCUCCUCCCAUGGUGCCCAAAGAAGCUAUCCUCUGCUAUUUAUGCAGCUGGAGCCAUGGGUUUGUCCAUGUGUAUGUACUCUUUGGGUAGUAGUUUAGUCCCUGGGAGAUCUAGUUGGUUGGUAUUGUUCUUAUGGGGUUGCAAGUACCUUCAGCUCCUUCGAAAACAGAAAUUUAACGUUCAGGCAAUGAGAUACUCUUACUAAGAAAACAUGAUGGGAACUACUAUGUUACACAAAUCAGUUACCCUGUUGAAGUUUGUGGUAUGAAGGGCUAUGGUUGUGUUUGGUUGAACGCACAUCUCUCCCACAUCUCAGUUUAUGCAUUUAAAGAAGCUUCUCUGACUACCUCAUUACUGUUCCGACACCAGCACAUGUCCUGCCUUUAAUUCUAUGCAUGACAGAAAUCAUUUCUUUAUUGAGUUGUUAUUUGGUUUUACUUACCUUUCACAAAAAUAUGAGUCUUAUUUCAGGAAAUGAUAAUCUUAAUACCUGUAUCUAAGCCCUAGUGAGAGCAAUCACAGAGUAACCUGGGUCCAAUACACACAGGGAAUGGUGUAAGAGACUGUAUCUGAGGCAACAGGAAAGCAUAGAGACAAGUGGGUAGAUCAGCUUUUCUGGGUAACAUUGAUAACUAGUUAAUGAGAAGAAUGGGUAGAAAACUGAGCUACAAUUAAUGUUUAUGAUUUCUUAUUUGAAUGAUAGCUUACACGUGUAGCUCAAUUCAGACCCACGGUAAGUCUUCUGCAUGAGCGUCAUUGUGCUGGGACUACAAAUGUACACCAUCUUCUGUAAAUCCUUGUACACUUUGACAAUGCUCAGUAGACUUGGGAAAAUCUCCCGAUGCAAAAAAAGAAAGUAUUAGACAUGCAAACUUGUGAGGAUGAGUCAUUGUUUCUAAGCUUUGAUUUUUUGACUGUAGAGAAAGAUUCUGUCUCUGAUGUAAUUUAUGUUCUUAAAAUAAUAAAAGGAUUAAUUUCGCCCACAGGCAAGAAUGGUUCUAAUGAUUUGCUGUCCUUUCUUUCAGGAGAUGAGUGUCAACUGUUCUCUGUGGCAGGAGAAUAGUUUGUCUGUCAAACGCUUUGCAUUUGCCAAGUUCUCUGAGGUCCCUGGAGAAUGCUUCCUCUUGUUCACUCUUAUACUACUAAUGUUCUUAGUAUCACUAACAGGAAAUACUCUCAUAGCCCUUGCUAUUUGCACCAGUCCAUCGCUACACACCCCCAUGUACUUCUUUCUGGCCAACUUGUCUCUCCUGGAGAUUGGCUAUACUUGCUCUGUCAUACCCAAGAUGCUGCAGAGCCUUGUCAGUGAGGCCCGAGAGAUCUCUAGGGAGGGAUGUGCCACACAGAUGUUUUUCUUCACAUUUUUUGGUAUAACUGAGUGCUGCCUACUGGCAGCCAUGGCCUUUGACCGCUGCAUGGCCAUAUGCUCCCCACUCCACUAUGCAACCCGAAUGAGUCGUGAGGUAUGUGCCCAUUUGGCAAUUGUUUCAUGGGGAAUGGGAUGCACAGUAGGUCUGGGACAGACCAAUUUUAUUUUCUCCUUGAACUUCUGUGGACCCUGUGAGAUAGACCACUUCUUCUGUGACCUUCCACCUCUCCUGGCACUUGCCUGUGGUGAUACAUCCCAAAACGAGGCUGCCAUCUUUGUGGCAGCAAUCCUCUGUAUAUCUAGUCCAUUUUUGCUGAUCAUUUAUUCCUAUGUCAGAAUUCUUGUUGCAGUGCUGGUGAUGCCUUCACCUGAGGGGCGCCACAAAGUACUUUCCACCUGUUCGUCUCACCUACUUGUAGUCACACUUUUUUAUGGCUCAGGAUCUGUUACCUAUUUGAGGCCCAAGUCUAGCCACUCACCAGGAAUGGACAAACUCUUGGCCCUCUUCUACACAGCAGUGACAUCCAUGCUGAACCCUAUCAUCUACAGUUUAAGGAACAAGGAAGUCAAGGCAGCACUGAGAAGAACUCUGGGCCUGAAAAAAUUCUGUCAAUAAAUACGUAACAGAAUCAUGCAAAGCUGCUAUUAAUAAAAAUGUGCAAAGAGCCAGAUUAAAAAAAGAAAAA
Rattus norvegicus (Norway rat) is the source of this 11100-nucleotide messenger RNA. The record is from RefSeq and is a predicted model, not a curated record. NCBI's taxonomy places the organism in Eukaryota, Metazoa, Chordata, Mammalia, Rodentia, Muridae.